This is a messenger RNA of Prorocentrum cordatum, 563 nucleotides long. The record is from the annotation of a GenBank genome assembly. Lineage: Eukaryota; Dinophyceae; Prorocentrales; Prorocentraceae.
CCUGCGGCCGCCGGCGAGGGGCGCCUUCGGCAGGAAUGCUUCUCCUCCGCGAAGCUCGUGGCCCCCCCGAUGACCUACAUCUCGGGGGAGGAGAGAUGUCCUGGUACACCAUGAAGCUAAUUUGUGAAAAGUGGGUCCAUCCUUUCGUUGACACCUCGAAGUGGGAGUUCUUCGACCUGAGCUGCAAGUCCCGCGACGCCACCAAGGACCAGGUGCUGCACGACGCGGUGGCCUCCGGGGCGAAGCUCGGGGCCAUCUUCAAGGAGCCCACCAUCACGCCGACCGCGGACCAGGUGAAGAGCAUGGGCCUCUCGAAGGCCUGGGGCUCGCCCAACGGGGCCAUGCGCCGCGGCUGGAACGGCAUCACCAUCUCCAGGGACACCAUCCACAUCCCGGGCAUCGAGCUCGGCUUCAAGCGCCCAGUCCUGUUCGAGCGCCACGCCGUGGGCGGCGAGUACGGCGCCGGGUGGUCGAACGUUGGCAAGGGCAGGGUGUUGACGACCUUCUUCCCCGACGACAUGACGGAGCGGCCACGCGUGCACACGUGCGGACGUGGUGGCUGA